AUGCCACUUCCCAAGCCGAAGGUUGCGUUGAAUAACGCGUGUUCGGUCAUUUUCAACAACACACUAUACGUCUAUACUCCUGACGCUUUUCAGUCGCUGCGUUUGGAGCCAGGGGCGGAAUGGAAGACGUUGCCGCAUGGUGAGAAAGUGACGGGUGGUGUUUGCGUGGGUGCUCACACGGGUGUCUCAGAAACAUCGUCAUUCUGGGUUGUUGGUGGUAUAGGAACCUCGGAGGAUUAUCAUGGACUGCAAAAGUUCACGUAUUCUACGGGUACAUGGGAGACUAUUAAGCUGCCGGAGGAUGGGAAGGUGACACAUCAACGGCAAGGGCAUGCCGCUGUCUACUUAAACGCGACCGACUCGAUCCUGGUUUAUGGCGGCUCUCAAGAUUUGACCACAAACCCGUCUUCGCAAACAUACACCAUUCGCGCGUCGGCACCGUAUACGGCACUUGCUCACGAUGGUGCUAUUGCUCCUCCGUCGAGCAAGCCGAUCCUGCUUCCGUGGUCUACUUACGAGGCUGUUCUGGUAGGCGGCAGCACCUGGAAUACCCAAGUGAUGCUAUUUAAUGGUGAGACCGGAGUCUGGCAGGAUUCAGGGGCUACGCUCCUGGCACCGCUGCCCAAGGACACGUCCGCAAUUCAGGGUGCGCUCCUGACGGGCGACGAUGGAUCAAAAAACCUCAUCACCUUCGACGCGAGCGUUUCUCCUAACCUGGUUCAGCGGCAUAUCCUGUACACCGCUCCCGGGCAACCGGUCAUUAACUCGGUGCCGGUACGGAGGAGGUCAUCAAGGAGGAUGGCCAGAAGGGCAGAGCCUCUAACACUGCAGAAUUGGCCCGCGUAUAACUCGACACUAGCUCCGACGACUACGAGGAGUAAUUAUGCGCUUGCCCAGGGUCCGGAUGGGAUGAUUGUGAUUGCUGGAGGUAACGAGGAUGAUGUGCUUUGCAUGUUCGACGCGAAGCAGAACAGCUGGCAGGAUGCGAAUCAGAAGUUGGGACAGUUCCGCCUUCUGUCCUCUGACACAACAAGCUCGACAGUGUCGACGACGAAGACCACUGCUGCCACAGUAUCCACUCUUGCGACCUCGGUGUCGAGCACAGCAUCGCCUACAGGCUUGGUUACAGCCACCACAGCGGCGGAGACAGCGACCUCAACUCCUGAUGUGCGGGUGCAAACUCUCUCAGGUGACGGCAAGGGCCCUUCAGUCAACACGGUUUUGGGUGCUGUUCUUGGUGGAUUCUUUGGUCUCGCGGCAAUUCUUGCCGCUAUUUACUUCGUUCUGCGGAGGAAGAAGCUGCGGGAGAGCUAUAUUCGUAGGACGAGCGGGGAGGCAUCAAACGAGAAGGAUGGCGUGGGAUUCUCAAAGGACACAUAUACCGCUGGGACAGUGUAUCGCGGGGGUCACCAGUACAACGACUCGCAGAACUCGUUUUCGUCGAUGGCAAUUCUCAUGGGCCACGCUGAGCCCUCAAAGCCGCGUCUACCCCCUCUCCGCUUGGGCCGCAAGGGGAGCAGUAGCAGCCGUCGCAAGUCCUCGACCAGCACGUUCAAGGACUUUAAGGCUGCAAUCAGCAAGCCCAUCCUGCAUGAGGUACAGUCCAUGUCCUCGACUCAGUUCCCGCCGAGACCACCCCGCGACGAUACCUCUGGCUCCUCGACCCCUGCUAGCAACGGCCCUGAGCCUCGCCCCCGCAACCUGACUGGUGUUGUCGCCGAUGACGCGACUCGUCGCAGCUCCGGCUGGAACCGCUACUGGUCCGGUGGCUCAGCAUUAAACAUCCUCGGCUUCGGCAGCGGCAACAAGGACGCCAACCUCACCCCAAACCCCAACGGUCCGGCUGGUCUGACCCCCAGCAACAUUUCCCGCCCGACCACCUUCCACUCCGAGUCCGGCUCGUCGCACUACUCCGACCCACACCGCAUGACCCGCGACAGCGCGACCGUGCCCCCACUGCAGGUCUUCACCAACCGCGACCAUCCGCGCAUGUCCUUCAGCCGCGUGCGUACCCAGAGCCCGACGAUCGAGGUGCCUGAAUCGCCAUUGCACGAGGGGAUGAGUGUUAAGAUCGAAGGCGGCCCAUCCAACACCACAACUAAUGGCAGUACCACUAGCGGCCUCGCAGUCCUAGGUCUCGAAGAACCCCGUCCAGUGAGCGCGAUGACCUACGGUUCAGCUUCCCAAUACUCCAGCGGCAUCCCCGAGUCGGUCGCUGAGGCGUGGGACCCGACUGCGACCAGCUCGAGUGCCUCCAACAGCAGAGAUAGUAACAAGCCAUGGGGCGACGGUAGGCCAUAUAUGGGAUUUGGUGGGUAUCCGACGCCGCUGGCGCCUGCGUCUGCGGCGAGGGCGCAGCAGACACUGCAGCAAGGAGGGACCCAACCAAAGAGGAAUAUGCAGGAGCCGGUGAGGGAUGAUAUGAGUUGGUUGAAUUUGAAUGCUAGCUGA
Messenger RNA from Thermochaetoides thermophila DSM 1495, 2451 nucleotides. RefSeq lists its product as uncharacterized. NCBI's taxonomy places the organism in Eukaryota, Fungi, Ascomycota, Sordariomycetes, Sordariales, Chaetomiaceae. Bases 1 to 2451 code for a protein of 816 amino acids. Gene Ontology annotation, molecular function: protein binding. The transcript has a single exon. The record is from RefSeq and is a predicted model, not a curated record.